GUUGGGAGCUUGGAAGACUAUUAUCACUUCCAUCACAGCAAGACGAUUAAAAGAUCAACGUUCAACAGCAGAGGUCCACACAACUUCCUCAGAAUGGAUCCAAAGGUAAAAUGGAUGCAGCAGCAAGAAGUUAAACGAAGAGUCAAAAGGCGAGUUCGAAGCAACCACCGUUUCGUUUCGUUCAAUGACCCGUUCUGGCCUGAAAUGUGGUACAUGCACUGUGAAGACAACAACAGUGAAUGCAGGUCCGAAAUGAACAUUCUGGGAGCCUGGCAGAGGGGAUACACUGGCAAGGGUGUUGUAGUAACUAUCCUUGAUGAUGGCAUAGAGAAGAACCAUCCUGAUCUUGUACAAAACUAUGACCCUCGUGCAAGCUAUGAUGUCAAUGGAAACGAUGAAGAUCCAACUCCGCGCUAUGAUCCAAGCAAUGAAAAUAAGCAUGGCACCCGCUGUGCUGGAGAAGUGGCCGCAUCAGCAAACAACUCCAACUGCAUUGUGGGAAUUGCAUACAAUGCAAGAAUUGGGGGCAUCCGCAUGCUAGACGGUGAUGUGACGGAUGUGGUGGAAGCCAAGGCGAUUGGUGCCAAACCAGAAUAUAUUCACAUCUACAGCGCCAGUUGGGGCCCGGAUGACGAUGGCCGUACUGUGGAUGGGCCUGGUCCUUUGGCCAAGCAAGCAUUUGAACAAGGCAUUAAAAAGGGUCGUAGAGGACUGGGUUCUAUUUUUGUGUGGGCUUCUGGAAAUGGUGGCCGAGAAGGGGACCAUUGUUCUUGUGAUGGAUACACCAACAGCAUCUACACCGUCUCCAUUAGCAGUACCACCGAGAAAGGGAACAAGCCGUGGUAUUUGGAGGAGUGCGCCUCUACCCUUGCUACAACCUAUAGCAGUGGGGCCUUCUACGAGCGGCAGAUUGUGACCACGGAUCUGAAGAAACAUUGCACAAAAGGCCACACUGGGACUUCCGUUUCUGCCCCCAUGGUAGCUGGGAUCAUUGCUCUAGCUCUGGAAGCCAACCCUUUGCUGACAUGGCGAGAUGUGCAACACCUGCUUGUGAAAACAUCCCACCCGGUGCACCUCUUGGCUCCUGACUGGAAAACAAAUGGAGCUGGACGUCGAGUUAGCCAUUUGUAUGGAUUUGGCCUGGUAGAUGCAGAAUCUCUGGUUGUGGAAGCAAAGAAGUGGAAGAUGGUCCCUGCCCAGCAUAUCUGCAUUGGAACCUCAAAUAAGAAGCCUUGGUUCAUCCCUGCCAAUAAAACAGUGCGGACUGUGACUAUAACCAGUGCCUGUGUUGGUAACCCAGAGCAUCAUGUUGUAUACUUGGAACAUGUUGUCGUACGAAUUUCUGUUGCACACCCUCGGCGGGGAGAUCUACAAAUUUAUCUAACUUCUCCUUCUGGAACCAAGUCCCAGUUGCUGGCAAGGAGACAGCAUGAUGAGUCUAAUGAAGGCUUCAAACACUGGGAGUUCAUGACUGUCCACUGCUGGGGCGAAAGAGCAGCUGGAGAAUGGACAUUGGAGAUCCAGGAUAAACCCUAUCAUGUUCGAAACCUAGACAUACAAGGGAAGUUAAAAGAAUGGAGUCUCAUUUUAUAUGGAACAGCUGAGCAUCCUUACUCUAAUAUCAGCACCCAGCACUCUAGGUCAACAAUGCUGGACAUGCCAUCUUUGGAGAUGGAGCCCUCAAAAGUUGCUUUCUUCCAAAAUCAGAUGGAGAUACUGGAGGAAGAAGAUGAAUACACAGGUCUGUGUCAUAGGGAAUGUGGCGACCAAGGAUGCGAUGGUCCCAAUGCUGAUCAGUGCCUGAAUUGUUUCCACUACAGCCUGGGAAGUGUUAAAACUGGCAGGAAAUGUGUGAAUUCCUGCCCCCCUGGCUACUUUGGGGACAGUCUGCAACAUAAGUGCCGUAGAUGCCACAGGGGCUGCGAAGCAUGCUUGGGCAGAAGCCACAACUCGUGCACAGCGUGCAAGCGUGGUUUUUAUCACCACCAAGAGACAAACACUUGUGUGAAUCUGUGUCCAGCUGGGUUUUACUCUGAUGAUGGUCAAAGACGUUGCCAGAAAUGUCAUCAAAACUGUAAGAAAUGCUUUUGGGAGAUGGACAAAUGUUCUGUCUGCAAAGAUGGAUUCAGCCUUGUAGACAACAACUGCAUUUCAGGAUGCCAGCGGGGCAUGUACUUGAUAAAGGAACCUCUGCAAUGUGAGGGCUGCCAGACAGACUGCAGGACAUGCGCAGGGCCCAGCCAAGAAGAAUGUCUCCAGUGUGCCAGGAAGCUCCAUGAGUGGAGGUGUGUCCCAACAUGCGGAGAAGGCUAUUACCAUGAUGAGAUGCUCGGAUUACCGUUCAGAGUCUGCCGAAGGUGUGAAGAUAACUGCUUAAGUUGCGAUAGCUCUGGAAGAAACUGUUCCAAGUGUAAAGAAGGUUUUAAUCUGAUGAGUGGUUCGUGCAUUGCUAGUGACAGAUGUCGCAAUGCUGAUGAGAUAUUCUGCGAGAUGGUGAAAUCCAACAAGUUAUGUGAACGCAAGCCAUUUGUACAGUUUUGCUGUCGGACAUGCUUCUUGGCUGGCUAAGCCAGCAUUUAAUAUCUGCCAUCUGGAGGUCCUAGUGUGCCAGUUCCUUACAACAAAGUUUUCUUUUUUUCUUUUCCACUCCUACCCCCCACCCUGGCCCUAACCUUCAUCUAAUGCUGGCUUCAGCUUCAGCUUGCAACUCAGAUUGUUUCAGUAUCACCUGCAAGUUUGGUUCCUACAAUGUAGUAACUCUAAGUCCUAGAUAGCAUUAUCACCUUGCUUGCUACAUCUUUACCAAAAAUAAAUAAAGUAAGUAAGAUAAAAAGGCCAAUGGCAAUAUGAAUCCUUCUCAGACAUGUCAUGCGAGCAGAGAUACACAUGGUCUCAACUUCACUCAUGCUAGCCAACUUGUCCAAAUUGUUCCCAGGCACCAGUAAGGAUGCAGAUAUACAUUAUUUCUGCAUUUCCAAAAAGGAAAGGGCAUUUCUUCUUUCUCCCUCCCAAACCCUUUUAGAAUAGUUUACAAAUUCCUUGGAUCAGCUGCAUUUGAUAGAUUUGCAUUCUCACCACUGCAACAUCAUGAUGUGAUAUGAUUUGUUCCUACAACGUUGUGCUGAAAAAUAAGCACAUUCCCCAUUGUCUUUUGAUGGCAUCAUGGUCUUAGUUUGACAGUGACCCAGAGGGAUUUAUAGAAUUAGCAGGGGACAGUGGUCUCCACUUAUCCCCACAUGUUCAUCUCCUUGUACACUGAUCUCAACAUUCAAGCCAUGCCAUAAAUGAUCUGGUGUGUUGCCUACGACUCUGAUCAACUGGAUUUAAAGCCAUCUCUGGAAAAUAACUGGUAACAUGCUAGACUCUUGACCACAGAUGUAGCUACAAUCUUCUCUCCCUGCCCCAAAUAGAUCUCUGAGCUUUGACAGAUCGCUUUGCUUUCCUUGGCCCACCGUAUCUCGCCAACAAAACCUUCCUGAAAGAUGAUAGCUCGUGAUUUCAGGACACAAACCUUUCCAAAGGGUGCUUCAUUUGGCCAGUCAAGAAGAAGGGAAAGAAAACAGCCAAUUCUACCAAAUCACAUUGAACAGAACAAUGCAUCUGAAUGUAUUCGCUAUACAUAAAUAUAUAUAAUAUAAUAUAUAUAUAUUUUAUAGUUUGUCAUGUGGUGUUUAUAUAAUUGUGUUAAGAUAUAUUUGACUAUGUUGUCCUACAGAUUUUUUAAAAAAAGAAGUAACUUAUACAGUCAUUGCCUUCAUAGAAUUUUUUAAUUAUUUUUUACAGGGACAUAACUUUUUUUAAGAAAUGUGUUGCCCUCCUUUCUAAAUGACAUCUUUGUAAGCUUCAACAAAGUUGUUUCUUUGUACUCAGACAUAUGUAAACAACUUUUUUUUCCUCAUAUAAUAAUGCCUGUUCUGACUCACAUUUUUAAUAAGUUAAAACCUCCAGUCUGUGAAACGUGAAAUUGGCAGUAAAAUGUUAAUUGGCUCUUUACAAAGUGGGUUUUCAAAAUUUUGGGGUGGGGGAGGGUGGGAAACUAAAAAUUAAUUAGUAUGUUCAUAUUGCUUGAACCCAUGUGCUGUCAAACUGGUGAGAUGAAUACUGUAAACCAAGCUAGUGUUUCUGAUAUGGCCAAAAAAUGACCACAACAUGAAUAAAAUAUUUAUAGUCCCAUGAGUUACUC
Messenger RNA from Python bivittatus (Burmese python), 4183 nucleotides. The record is from RefSeq and is a predicted model, not a curated record. NCBI's taxonomy places the organism in Eukaryota, Metazoa, Chordata, Lepidosauria, Squamata, Pythonidae.